UUUAUGAAAAUUAUUCAAUGACGUGGUGUACUACGUAUGACCACCUGAUUUUGACAAGUUGAUAACGUCAAAUUGCAGUGUAAAACAUUCUAGAAUUUAUAUAAACAAAAAUCUAUAAAGGUCCAUAGGUAUUGAAGCAUAAUGGUUUACGUUGCAGGAGACGGAACUAUUCACCAAAGCCCUCCUUGGAGUUUGAACCGUAUAACAAAACUGUUUUAUGGAGCAAUAUAUUUUGUAAUCUUCUUCUUCAAGAGUUUAGUUGGUUUAGAUAGACCCUCAACAAGCAUUGGUACCUCAAAAUCAAGUGGUUCACUGUUUAGAGGAAGUGGCGGCGGUGGUGGAGGAGGAGGAGGAGGAGGCGGCGGUGGAGGUCCAUUUAGACCUGGUGGGGGAGGUCCUUCAAAACGAAUAAUGACCAUGAAAGAUAUCAACCCACCAAGUGUAUCAAUGGGAGGAUGUCCUGGAGGUGCAUGCGGACGAUAAUUCUUAUGGUUUAUCUCAAACAUUAUUAAUUUAUGUUCAAGAAAUUACGAGACGAUGCAAAUUGAUAACAUGUUUUAUUUUAUAAAUAGGAUUAUUUGUAUUUAUAUGAUAUGCUUUUUCUAAACAUUGCCUGAUUAAUUGUUAUUUGUAUUAUAAUUUACUCGUAAUUAAAAAGUAAUAAAAUAUUAUAAAAACGA
Molecule: messenger RNA, 680 nt
Organism: Tribolium madens (black flour beetle)
Lineage: Eukaryota; Metazoa; Arthropoda; Insecta; Coleoptera; Tenebrionidae
Product: glycine-rich selenoprotein-like
Exons: 4
Coding region: 142-483 (113 amino acids)
Biological process (GO): endoplasmic reticulum calcium ion homeostasis; calcium ion transport
Cellular component (GO): Golgi apparatus; endoplasmic reticulum membrane
Source: RefSeq, a predicted model, not a curated record